AUGCAUUUCGAGCCCACCACCCGCUCUCGGCCGGAGAGACAGGCCCGGGACCGCGGGGUGACCAGGUCCAAGGCGGAGAAGGUGCGGCCGCCCACCGUGCCCGUGCCCCAGGUGGAUAUUGUGCCCGGGCGCCUCACUGAGGCCGAGUGGCUGGCCCUGGCGGCCGUUGAGGAGGGCGAGGACGUGGUGGGGGACAUCCUGGCAGACCUGCUGGCCCGCGUCAUGGACUCUGCCUUCAGGGUCUAUCUGACCCAGCAGUGUAUCCCCUUCACCAUCAGCCAGGCCCGAGAGGCCAUGCUGCAGAUCACAGAAUGGCGCUUCCUGGCCCGGGACGAGGGCGAGUCCUCGCUGGCUGAGGACCCCACGUGGGGCGAGGAGGAGGAGCCCCUGGCCUGCACCACAGAUGCCUGGGCCCAGGGCUCGGUGCCUGUGCUGCACACCCCCACGGCUGGGGGGCCGGAGGAGACCUUCCCAAAUGAAGACCCUGGUGGCAGUGGACGCAGCGGCUUGGAAGGAUCUUCCCCUGGUGGACGCUUAUCCACAGAGCCAGGGCUCAGUCCGGGGCCGGCGCCCAACCCAGGGUGGCUGGAGGAGACCCGGCCCAGGGGGCCCCUGGAGGGACCGUUUGAGGACGCAGAGCUCGGGGAGUCUGUGGAGGGGCAGCUUGAGAAGACAGGGCCUGGGGGACUUUCAGAGGCCCCAGAAGAUCAGGAGACUCUGCCCUUGGUGGGCUCCUCGAGUGAGAGCUGCCAUGGGUCAGUGGAAGCUCUGCCCCCCAGCAGCCCAGGAGCCCCUUCUCUGGAGGUCUUGCAGGAGGCCUCUGUGGAGAUAGGGCAGCCCUCAGCGCCCACUGGUUGGGAGCUCGACUUCUGUCUGCCCCAGUCUGAAGGGACUGAGGCCACAGCCCAGCCCAGGGUGGAGGUCCCUCAGGACGCCCCCAGCUCGCUGGUGGCCUUCCACUCAGUGGACACCCCACCCUCACCUGGACCCUCGGUGCUGCUCCAGCCGUGGGGGCAGCAGCUCAGGCCGGCAGAGGGGCAGGUGACCUUGUUCAGGCAGCAGGCCAGCUCCGUGGUGGGGACCCAGUGCCUGGACCCCCCACGCCGGCCAUGCAGGUGGGUGCGCCCACUGGUCAAGGUCCUGGUGCCGGGCUCCAUGGGGCACCCACUGGACACUUACCGCAAGCCCCGUCGGCCCCCAGCCAGGGCUGUCCAGCCCAGCCACGUGGCCGCCAGAGCGCAGGGCCCCAGAGUGAUGCCCGCAGCACCUGUACAUCCCCAGCCCGGCCUUCCAUCCCACACCGGGGGUCCUAGCCCCAGGCCUUGGGCCCCCUCUUUGUGUUGUCCAUCGCCACCCUUUGGGUCCAAGCUGCCUUUUCUCAGCUCAGGCCUCCGCUUCCUCAGCUCGUCCCCAGAGCUCCCUGCCUUGGCCCGAAGGCCCAGCCCUAAGCUGUGGCCCAGUGUCCAGUGGCCCAGCAACUGGGAGGUAGAGGCUGAGCUGUGGAGGAGCUGCGCCCGGGCGCCCCCACGUGGCCUGGAUCCCACUGACCGCGGGGACCCUGAAUGUCCCAGGUGGCCUCAUACCACGCCCACGGUCCUCGAGUCCACCAGCCAGGUGAGGUGCAAGCCCCUUCUGCUGCCGGAGACUGUGAAGCUAGCUCCUGGGGUGAGCCUGUGGGACGUGGACUCCCAGGUGCUGGUCAGCUCCGCAGAGGCCCCUGGGAGUGCUCAUGAUGCACACACGCCUCCCGUGCCCCAGUGGUCCAUCCACGUGGGUGCCCAUAAGCCCCUGGUGACCGUGGCACAGAGUGCAUCCCCGAAGGUGCGCUGGCUGCCUUCGCCACACCUGCCCUGUGGCGGCCCUACGUGGGAUGUCCCGGAGAGAAGGCUGGGCACUGCCUUCAGGAAGAGCCCCCAAUGCCACUUUACCAAGGACCUGGGCUAG
Elephantulus edwardii (Cape elephant shrew) is the source of this 1944-nucleotide messenger RNA. RefSeq names its product chromosome unknown open reading frame, human C2orf81 (gene CUNH2orf81). The transcript is spliced from 5 exons. NCBI's taxonomy places the organism in Eukaryota, Metazoa, Chordata, Mammalia, Macroscelidea, Macroscelididae. The coding region runs from base 1 to 1944 and encodes 647 amino acids. The record is from RefSeq and is a predicted model, not a curated record.